Molecule: messenger RNA, 1624 nt
Organism: Olea europaea var. sylvestris
Lineage: Eukaryota; Viridiplantae; Streptophyta; Magnoliopsida; Lamiales; Oleaceae
Product: shaggy-related protein kinase eta-like
Exons: 12
Coding region: 17-1360 (447 amino acids)
Biological process (GO): protein phosphorylation; signal transduction
Cellular component (GO): cytoplasm
Molecular function (GO): ATP binding; protein serine/threonine kinase activity
Source: RefSeq, a predicted model, not a curated record
AGGAGAUGUAGAUCACAUGGCUUCCUUGCUGGUGGGCCCGGUGCAGCAUCAUCAAAAUCCACUACCCGACUAUCAAUAUCAUCAUUGCGGUCCUAAUUAUGCUCUUGACCAAGCUUCAACUCUACCACCAGCCGCCGCCGUGAAACGCUCUGCUACCAUGGAAACUGAGAAGGAUAUGCCGGAUUCUCUAGUUGAUAGUAAUGGUCCAGUUAGUGGUCACAUUAUUUCCACUACAAUAGGAGGCAAAAAUGGCGAGCCCAAAAGGACCAUUAGUUACAUGGCAGAGCGUGUCGUGGGUACGGGUUCAUUUGGAAUAGUUUUCCAGGCAAAGUGCUUGGAAACUGGAGAAGCUGUGGCCAUAAAGAAAGUUUUGCAAGAUAAGCGUUACAAAAAUCGUGAGCUGCAGUUAAUGCGUUUGAUGGAUCAUCCAAACGUGAUAACUUUGAAGCAUUGUUUCUUUUCUACUACAACCAGAGAUGAGCUUUUCCUUAAUUUGGUCAUGGAUUAUGUCCCUGAGACAAUGUACAAGGUCUUAAAGCAUUAUAUCGAUUCGAAUCAAAGUAUGCCGCUCAUCUACAUCAAACUCUACACCUAUCAGUUAUUUAAAGGGCUUGCUUAUAUGCACACAGUUGCAAGGGUAUGUCAUAGAGAUAUAAAACCUCAGAAUAUUUUGGUUGAUCCUCUUACACACCAGGUCAAGAUUUGUGACUUAGGCAGUGCUAAAGUUCUGGUGAAGGGUGAAGCAAAUAUAUCAUACAUUUGCUCGCGUUACUACCGGGCCCCAGAACUCAUAUUUGGUGCAACAGAAUAUACAAUGACAAUUGAUAUUUGGUCAGCUGGUUGUGUCCUUGCUGAGCUUCUGUUAGGACAGCCACUGUUUCCUGGAGAAAAUGCCGUUGACCAACUUGUAGAAAUUAUCAAGGUUCUUGGUACUCCAACUCGAGAAGAAAUUCGGUGUAUGAAUCCAAAUUAUACUGAUUUUAGGUUUCCUCAGAUUAAAGCUCAUCCAUGGCAUAAGGUUUUCCACAAGCGUAUGCCUCCUGAAGCAAUUGAUCUCGCUUCACGACUUCUUCAGUAUUCACCAAGUCUUCGCUGCACAGCGCUAGAAGCAUGUGCCCAUCCUUUCUUUAAUGAGCUUCGAGAACCUAAUGCCCGCCUACCAAAUGGUCGCCCUUUCCCUCCACUUUUCAACUUUAAACAGGAAUUGGCUGGAGCAUCGCCUGAGUUGAUAAACCGGCUGAUACCCGAGCAUGUACGAAGGCAAGCUGGGCUGAACUUCCCCAUCCUGCAGGGACAUGAUUAUAUCGGUGCGACAUUAUUUGUUCAUGGACUUGUAGCAGAAGGAAAGCCCUCUAACUAAUAUCGUGCGGUAUUUUGACCAGGUGCACUGGUUUUUGUCGCCUCGAAAUGAUAUUUGCGUGGUGGCUAUAGGGUGGAAUCUGUCGACAUUGUAGUCUUAGCUAAACAAAUUUUAGUUGCUUUUGUAAAUUGUAGUCAAAUGUCGUUGUUCAAUCGAUCAUAUUAUUCGUGUUUAGCUAGUCUUCACUUGUGUUAUUGCUAUGUUUGUGCUGAUAUGUUACAUACUGAAAGUCAAAUCAAAUUUAAUCUUUUUUAGUUCCUUAUA